Molecule: messenger RNA, 1230 nt
Organism: Rotaria socialis
Lineage: Eukaryota; Metazoa; Rotifera; Eurotatoria; Philodinida; Philodinidae
Source: the annotation of a GenBank genome assembly
AUGAAUUUUCCUGAAUCAUUAUUGAGUUCAUUAUCCAUAAAGUCUGAUACUAAUGAAUCAUCUAUACCCUUAUUACCAACGCAAACAUCAGCGAAUUCUAAUGUCGGUAGUAUACAUGAUAAACCUAUUACUGAUUUAGCUUUAAAAACACCGAUUAGUUUCCUGCAAGAAAUAUGCUUUCGUAUUCAUGCAACACCAACCUACAGUCUAUGUCCAAGUGAAGCACAAUGUACAUCGAAUGAGCCAGCAUUUCUCUAUCGAGUUGUUGUCGAUGAUAUGAUUGCUUUUGGCAAAGGUUCAAGUAAAAAACGUGCUAAACAUAAAGCUGCUUGGUGUAUGGUUGAACAAUGUUAUGCUAAAUUGAUAUUAGUCGAGAGUCCAUUAGUUAAAACUAUUGAAGAAUAUUUUACGAUAAAACCAUUACAAACUUGUAGUACAAGCGAGGAUACAACGAAUACAGGUGAAAAAAGUAACCCAAUAGGUAAACUUCAAGAAUUAACACAAAAAAAUUGGAUACGACCACCGGAAUAUGAAUUUUUUGAUCAAGAAAAUACUUCUGUACCCAAUUCUAAAACAUAUUCAUGUCUAGCUAAAGUUGCUACUUAUACUGCCGAAGGUAGUGGUCUUUCAAAAAAGAUAGCCAAACGUCUAGCAGCAACAAAUCUACUUAAUAUAUUAGAAAAUCUUGGGCCGGAUGAAAAGAAAGCUUUACUUAAUCGUACUGAAGAACAGAAUGAGCUGGAAUAUUCACAAUCACAUUCGAAAUUUCGACGAUCACGACGUAAAGUCAACGAUUCAAAUUUACUAGACACCAAUGGUACACGUGGUGCAGGAGUAGCAACACGAUCCAAUCGUUUAUAUGAUAAAAAUUCAUUUCAUAUAAUGAAAAAUAGUGAUUUACCUAACAUAAAAAAAUUACUGUCGGAUGAUCAUAGUUCAGAACUAUCACAAUCAUAUGAACUAUUUCAAUGUCUUGCACAAGAACAAAAUUUUGCAUAUGAAUUUAUUCAAUUGCCAACAAAUAGUGAAGGUUCUAUCGAAUUACUACUUGAAGUUCGUCUUAUGCCUGUUUCUGUCUUCCAUGGCUGUGGUGAAACAUUUGAUAUAGCGCGACAACAGGCUACAAAUUUUGCAUUAAAAUAUAUUCGAAGUCUUUCAAAACAAUAUCAACAGCAACAAAAUUCAUCAUCUCAAAGUGCGACUACAGCAUCAACACAAUCGAUUGCAUAG